AUGCCAGUACCAGAUUUUCUACAACAACCUUUGACAUUAUAUGAGAUAGCAGAACAGUAUUGGGAUUUAAAAGCGUUUCCGACGCAAUAUCACUUUUCUCUUCUCGCUCUCGUAUCUGAGGAUAAGUUAGAAAGAGACAAAUGCUUGGAACUCAGCUCCCCCGAGGGUCAGGAAGACUGGCUAAACUACUGUAGGCGACUGCGACGAAGUACACUUGAGGUGCUCCACGACUUCCACAAAUCAGCAUCAAAAUUAACAAUAGAAAUACUAUUCGAGUUGUUUCCAACGAUCAAACCCAGGUCGUUUUCAAUAGCUAGCAGUGGCUUAGUGUCUCAAGGAAAGGAAUUAGAGCUUUUGAUUGCAGUUGUUAAAUAUCACACAAAGUUAAAAAAACCUAGACUUGGUCUUGCCUCGAAUUGGCUUAAAAAUCUGAAUGUAGGUGAUACAGUGUAUGGGUGGAUUAAAAAUGGUACUUUCAAGUUUGCAACAGAUAUGAAUAUCCCUCAGAUAUUUAUAGGCCCCGGGACCGGGUUAGCACCCUUCAGAAGUUUAAUUAGUGAAAGGGUGUUCCUUAAUACAGCCAGCAAAAACACAUUACACCUUUUCUUUGGUUGUCGGUACAAAAGUAAAGAUUUCCAUUGCAAGGAGGAGUUGGAACAGUUGGAAGCAAAGGGCAAAGUGACAUUGUACUGUGCCUUCUCGAGAGAUCAAGAAAAUAAAAUAUAUGUUCAACAUAAAAUAAUAGAACAUAAAGAGUCGUUAUGGCGUCUUAUAAACGAUGAAGGCGCAUUAAUUUUCAUAUCUGGAACCUCUAAAAACAUGCCCGACAACGUUCGAGACGCUUUCGUUCAAGUUGCUAAUGAAUGUGGAAGUCUUGAGAUGGAUAAAGCCAAAGAAAUGAUAAAAGAUAUGGAGAAAAAUAAUAGAUUACAAGUUGAGACUUGG
Brenthis ino (lesser marbled fritillary) is the source of this 945-nucleotide messenger RNA. The record is from the annotation of a GenBank genome assembly. Lineage: Eukaryota; Metazoa; Arthropoda; Insecta; Lepidoptera; Nymphalidae.